CUCCAGGGGUUGACGUCGAGUGCAACAGCAACAACAUGACCAUCGUCAUCCCCAAGUCCCUCCUCCGCGGUCUCGACCGUGAGCAUCUUCGACUCCUGGACACGACCUGUAGAGCAAGAGAAACCAACACUCAUUUUUUCCUAACGACUCCACUGAAUGGCUGUAACACGACACGCAGGUUUACACCUACAGCUAUCGUCUACUCCAACGCUGUGUUGGAAAUCCCUGUGGCUGCCAAGGGCGUAAUAACACGCGUACGUGAAAUAGAAAUACCAUUCAGCUGCUAUUUAUCCAAGUACGGCGUGGUAUCAUCUGUUGCCAGUUGGAAGCCAAGUAACAGAAAACUCGUGUUCAGUGAUGAAGGCAAAGGAAACUUCACACUUUCGCUGAAUAUGUUCCCUGACAACAGAUUCGUGAGUCCUUACAUGAAAGACGACUUCCCUAUUGGUGUGGUGCUGCGCGAACGUCUGUAUUUUGAAGUGUUAGUCACCUCUGAUGACAAGCAGCUGUCGAUAAUUGCUGACAGAUGCUUCGCAACCCCUACCCAGGAUCAGUCUAACCCCUUAAAGUACGGGUUUAUAAAGAAAGGAUGCCCCAAUGACGUAACUGUGCAAUACCAUUCUGCGCCAUCAGUCAGUGCUCAGCGGUUUAGCCUUGAGGCCUUUAAGUUUAUUGCAGGUCAUCCGUUUGUGUUUGUCCACUGCCACGUGACUGUAUGUAACGCAACUGACCCAGACUCUCAGUGCGUACAGAAAUGUCCUUCGAGUGGCCGAGGGAAACGGGCGGCAGGUGGUCAAAUGACUGACAAGUACUUUUUGGCAGAGGGUCCUCUUCAUCUAGCUCGUAACAAACGCGAGGAAAAGCGCGCAAAUAACUUCAGAACAAAUGGUUCCGGUUCUUUCCUUCUGAUGACUCUCCUUGUGAUUUGCGCCGCUUCAUUGGUGGGUACCGCGCUGAUGAUCUUCAAGAGGUCACGUGACAAGCCUGCUGGUUACACUUUGCUUGCAUAUGGAGAUCAGCAACACAACUAGCGAA
Molecule: messenger RNA, 1035 nt
Organism: Pocillopora damicornis (cauliflower coral)
Lineage: Eukaryota; Metazoa; Cnidaria; Anthozoa; Scleractinia; Pocilloporidae
Source: RefSeq, a predicted model, not a curated record